This is a messenger RNA of Physeter macrocephalus (sperm whale), 3423 nucleotides long. Its product is annotated as sulfotransferase 1C1-like. The record is from RefSeq and is a predicted model, not a curated record. Gene Ontology annotation, biological process: sulfation. Lineage: Eukaryota; Metazoa; Chordata; Mammalia; Artiodactyla; Physeteridae. Gene Ontology annotation, cellular component: cytoplasm. Gene Ontology annotation, molecular function: sulfotransferase activity.
GGUCCGGGAAGAUCCCACGUGCCGCGGAGCGGCUGGGCCCGUGAGCCGUGGCCGCUGAGCCUGCGCGUCCGGAGCCUGCGCUCCGCAACGGGAGAGGCCGCGACAGUGAGAGGCCCGCGUACCGCAGAAAAAAAAAAAAGAAAAGGGGGGUUGUCACUCUCGUUUUAUUAACCCCAGACCGUUUCUUUGAAACAAAAGGGACGCAGAAGCCCAAAGAACAAGACAGGUGACCUGAACCUGCUGGUGGGACCCAAGUGGGGUGAGAGGAGGGUGGGGCUGGAGCGGGGGUGGUCACGGCAUCAGGUGAGGCUUAAUUCAACCUUGUGGAGGCCUGCUGGCACAACGACCGUGGAGAGGCUUCAGUGCAGCAGCCUGGGUCUCUGCGGGUGUGCAGCCCCAGGUCCACGUCCUGCCCCAAUCCUCCAGCUGGGGAGGGAACCCCGACUGGCCCCGACUGGCCCGGCAUGUGGUCAUUGGUCCCUUGGCAGAUAAUGUUGUCUCAGUUUCUUGAAGUCUUAAAUUUAUUAUAGAAACAUAAUCAAGUAAAGGCAAGCACAGCAUUCCUGUUUUUAAGUUUAAGAACAACCUUGGCGUAUUUAGUAAGUUUGUCUCGCAUGGAAGAAACUUCGGCGUGUUGGGGUAUCUAACAGAUGACCUUCUCGCAGCUAGAAGUCAAUAUGUUAGGAAGCAAUUUAUUAUUUAGACUCGGGUUAGGUUGAAAAUUCAGACAAUUUUACUUAGUUUAUAAAUGUUUAAGGGAAUUUAAGAAUUGCCAUAUUAAGCUUAAUUCAAUAGAUUUGUGAAACUUACUGAAGUAAUUAGGACUUUUUUCUUUUUGUUAUUGUUAGACAACUGAGGAACUUCAAAAAUAAAGUAGAACACAGGGGAAUUUUACUAACUAGGCUGAUGCAGGCUUUUAGGUGGAAAACAUUUACCCUGUUCUACUCCCUGCGCCCGUGCGGGUCUGAGGACGGGUCCAGCCUGAAUGCUGAGUCGGGGCCCCUCCUCUGCAGAAGGAGGGGCGGCCUGGACCUGGAAGGCUGGUCCUCCCAGUGGACAACUGCUCAUCUAAUUCGACUUUAGGUUUGCACUUGCUGAGACCCCUGUCCUCGGGGGCCCUUGCCCCGGUGCCCCGCUUGGCCGUCUGCCUCCGUCACUCAGGCUUCAGACGGGCCGCCCUGAGGAGCCAACCUGGGGGCGAUGCCGAAGGCUCAGCUUCUCUGUGCACCGGCACCAAGUUAAGUCUCGGAGACGCGGUUUUGGGUGAAGGAGAAAAGGAGAGCUUUAUUACUUGGCCAGGCAAAGGGGGACACAGCGGGCUCCUGCCUCGAAAAACUAUGUGUCCCCACCCAGGAGGAUUUGAUGAGGAGCUUUAUGACAGUACUUCCCAAGAUGGGGUUGCUGACAAGACUGGGGUGAGUGCAGGGUCUCAGGGGGUUGGUCUCCUAAUCUUGAUGAGCUCCUCUGGUCCCUUUAAUCUCGCCUCAGGUGGUCUCUCGGCUGCUCUUCCCUUGAUAAGCAGCUGUUCGAACCUGCCCUUUGGACCUCAGGGAAGGUCAUGGAGGCUGGAGUCUUGCCUAUAAGAAACGGGGGACAAAAAGGCCUCCGUGCCCGGGAGCCCCACAGGGCCCCGCUCGGUUUCAGGGGCACCACCGCCUCGCCUAUCUCCCAGCUGCGCUUCCCUCCGGGCGUUUACCUCCCCCAGAUCAUGUUUAUUUCUUCGUCAUCUUUGCACCCCGAAACGAAGCUAUUUAAAAUGCUCAGGCUCCCACAGUUUUUACUUCUCUUCUCCUUAAACGUAAUAAUGAAUUCCCAAUGCAUCUCUCCUAACUUUCUCAGAGAAUCUUAAAAAAAAACAAAAAACAAAAGGAAUGACUGUUCAAAGCUUUAGAAAUGACACAAGCACCCCUUUCUUUUAAGCACCUGUGAAAUAGGUCCACAUAGAAAGAUGUCCUUGGAGGAAAUGAAAGAUGUCCUCCCGGAGGAGAAAUACCUGCAACCAGAAACCAGAGAAGUGAAUGGAAUCCUCCUGACCCAGAUGAUAAGAGACAACCGGGAGAUGUGGAAUUUCCAAGCCAAGCCUGACGACCUGCUCCUUGUAACCUACGCAAGGGCAGGCGUGACCUGGACCCAGGAGAUAGUGGACAUGAUCCAGAAUGACAGGGACGUGCAGAAGAGCCAGCGGGCCAGGACCUUCGACCGGCAUCCUUUCAUUGAGGGGGCCCGCCCCCCGCCGCUCCACUCAGGAACGCGCCCGUGGGGACCCGUGGGCUGUAACCUGUGCUGGACUAGCGUGCAUGUGAAGGAGACUUAUCUCCACGGUCAGCCUUCUAGAGAAUACUUCCAAAGCGAGCUGGGAAGGAGUUUGAGGACGGUUCGGGUCAACACGCUCCCUCCAGCUGGGAAAAAAGACCCCUCAACCCGUCUCCUAAAAUACAUGAUUGGGCGGGCUGUCAUCGGCGAAGAACACAAGGGGCGGCCCAAACUGCUCGAGGGGUCGGCACUGGGGGGCACCGGCUGCACCUCGACGUCGCUGGGCAAGGGGCUGAGCUCGGGGAAACCUCAGCCUCCUAUAAUCCGCAAAGGCCCUGACAACCGUGAAGGUGCCGUUUCCGAUUUCACAAUCAUCCAUGUGGUCAGAAAUGCCAAGGACUCUCUGGUGUCCUACUACCAUUUCUCAAGAAUGACUAGGAUGGUGCCGGACCCUGGUCCCUGGGAGGAAUAUGUUGAGACAUUCAAAGGGGAAAGGUGAGUAAGAGGAAAUUUGCUGUGGGGCUCCUGCUACGAGCACGUGAAGGGAUGGUGGGACACGAAGGACCGGCCCCGCAUCCUCUACCUCUUCUACGAGGACAUGAAGGAGGAUCCAAAGCGGGAAAUUCUGAAGGUGCUGACGUUCCUGGAGAAAGACGUAUCAGAGGAAGUUCUGAAUAAAAUCGUCUAUGACGCCUCCUUCGAUGUAAUGAAGCAAAACCCGACGGCCAACUACACCACCCUGCCCACCAGCAUCAUGGACCAACGCAUGUGCCCCUUCGUGAGCAGGGGUGCGGAUGCGGGGGGCCGGAAGAAGUACUCCAGGGUGCCUCAGAACAAGGACUUCGACAAGGACUACAGGAGGAAGACGGCCAGGAGCCCGCUGACCUCCCGCACAGCCGUCUGAGCGGCGGGGAGCCUGGCAGAGCCCCUCACUAGCCUUCAGACGCUUGAGCCUCAUGAUCAGGACACUGAAACCCAUGACCCCCUCCCCCCCUCCUGAGCUUUGCACACUGUCUGUAGAUCCCAUGCCACGUGAUACACAAAAUGCGUCACACCCUGGGUAGAAAGAAGUCUAAAAUUAAAUCACACGGUCGUUCACAGAGGCCCGACCACAUGCGGAGCUGGAGCAAAAUAAGCACACGACUUAACCCCCUAACUAGUGCACAGCGC